CGCGGCACUGUGUCAAGUCUGUGCACACUUUUAGCUCCCCGCUAGUCAACUCACAGGUGCCGAGGGAAACCAUUCGGUGCGAUUGCAGGAACCAUGUCAGGUUCACAAGGCAUCCCAGGCUCGGCCCGCUUGAGGCUGUUGACUGGCUUGUUUCACAAGGGCCCUUGUCGCGACUCAUGGGGUCACGAAACAUCGGCUCUCAGGCCGAUAGAGCUACCUUGCCUUCGGCAUCGAAAAAGCUUCUGAUUUGUGCCUCAUCAUCAACACUCAAAAAUGGCCGAGUCACUAGGUCUGGUCUCCUCCAUCGCCCCCCUGGCGGCUGCCGGGUUCCAUGUGGCCAGAAAGAUAUCAACCGUUGCAGACGAUCUCGGAACGGCGAGUGCACAGAUCAUGUCGAUUGCUGUUGACAUAAAGACCGUCGCUAUCAUUCUGAGGGACAUCGAAGUCAAGCUGGUGGAAGGCAAGCGCUCGUCUCGCGAACUAAAUGAAGACACCCGGGAUGUGCUUGCCGAGGUCCUGGAGCUGUGCAGGUACGAGAUUGAAGACCUAGAGCGGAACCUGGCCCCGCUUAGGGGUGACGGCCAACGAGAAAGCACAUCGGAUAUCAAGCAAAUUGCCAAAUGGCUGUUGCAAAAGCCGAAGUUCGCGGCGAGGCACGCCUCCUUCGACUCACUCAAGAUGAAAUUAAGCCUCUUAUUGCACAACGUCCAAAUGUUUGGUGGAGACCGAUUACACGAACCAAACGUCAAUCACUCUGUAACACCCCCUGAUCAAUCGAAGGUCACCCACGCGGUUCUAGUUGUGGUCAGCCAAGUAAAUGAUGAUCACUCUCCACCGUUGUGUCAAAUCAUAGACGAAUAUCAAGAUGAACGACCACUGUAUGGCUCGGAACAUGCCCUGGAAGAAGCCGAGCAAAGCAUAGUGCAACUCAACCUGACCGAAGUCGAUGACUCAAGCUCGAGUCCCAUCACGACUCCUCGCCAGCCCCUCAACAACCCAGAUUCAACCAUGAUACAAGUUCAGGAGAAAGUGAGGUGCUCGGCAGUAGAGGAAACGAAGAGCCGGGAUCCUAGAGAGGCAGAGAAGGCUAUGCAGUGGGAAGCUUGGAAAGAAAGGAAGCAGGCCAAGCGGGCUGCCAGGGCGGCUUGGACGCAGGAGAGGCGUGCUGUUCGUGCAUGACGUGCCCUGAGGUACCAGUUUGAUGACGCCACAAUAGCGCGUUGGAAACUGUGAUACGGGUGGUGAGGAGUACUGGCUGGGAGCCCAGAUGUCAUCGGACACGAAAACGAUUGAAUAUGACAUCAGGUGGGAUCAGGCACAUGAGGGAAUCCAUGAGCUUCCGUCCCUUUAGUCAAGCUCAAAUAAUGUCGAACAGUUAGUUACUAUACCUGGUUUCAUUUCUAUUCAAUUUACGCCCGAUGUCAUACACAGCGCCUUCAUACAGC
This is a messenger RNA of Diaporthe batatas, 1445 nucleotides long. RefSeq lists its product as uncharacterized. The record is from RefSeq and is a predicted model, not a curated record. Bases 274 to 1179 code for a protein of 301 amino acids. Lineage: Eukaryota; Fungi; Ascomycota; Sordariomycetes; Diaporthales; Diaporthaceae. The transcript is spliced from 3 exons.